GUUUUCUCCUUCUCCUUUUCUCUCGCUGUCUCUUCGCGUCCUAAAACCCUAGCUCUCCCUCUCGCCUCCGCAAUGGCGACCGCUGACGGCCAGCCCCAGCCCGUCGCCACCGAGCCCUCCCCCUCCCCGGCUAAGCGCAAGCCAGACACCGACCCCGACCUCUCUCCUCUCGACCCGGCCCCGAAGGCCGCCCGCCUCGACGCCGACGAGGAGGCCGCCGCCGAGGCCAAGGCCCGGGCCGCUGACAAGGGGAAGGGUAAGAUGGUGGUCGAGGAGGAGGACGAAGGCGACGAGGAAAGCGACGACGAGGACGAGGAGGUCGAGGAAGGUGGCGACGACAGCGACGGCUUCUGCGAGGACCCCCUCACUGAGGUCGACCUCAACAACAUCCUUCCCUCACGUACCCGCCGUCGUGCGGCUCCGCAGCCCGGGGCGUACCUGGUGCCGCCAGAGGAGGCGGAGGAGGACGAUGACGACGAGGACGCCGACAUCGGCAUGGCUCCCGAGGAGGAGAGUGAGGGAGAAGAGAGCGAUUAGGGUCGCCGUGAUGCUAACUCACUAGCCAAUGCUUUCGUCUCGCGCUUGUGAUGCACAGAAAUGUUUGUAUGAACUGUUUGCUUGCGGAAGUACAAUAUCUGCGCUGAUUGCAUCCAAUUUAGGCCUUUAACUACUGAACUCAUGAACUCAUGUAUUUCUGCAUUUAAUUUCUCAAGCAUCGUCUAAUUCCUAUAUCUUGUCAAUUA
Messenger RNA from Brachypodium distachyon (stiff brome), 743 nucleotides. Its product is annotated as histone H2A.Z-specific chaperone CHZ1. The record is from RefSeq and is a predicted model, not a curated record. The transcript has a single exon. NCBI's taxonomy places the organism in Eukaryota, Viridiplantae, Streptophyta, Magnoliopsida, Poales, Poaceae. Bases 73 to 537 code for a protein of 154 amino acids.